ACUACACCGACCCGCUAAGUCACGUGACUCAGCCAAGUUUUCUUUCUUCUUUCUUCCACGUUGUUUCAGUUGUUGUGAUCAGUGACACUGGUGUGAACCAGAGCAGAUUGCAUCUUAUUAUCUGACCUCCAGACAUGUUUAUUACUUGUUUUAUUUGACCAGCCUACAUUAUUGCAUGGUGAUGCAUAUAUCUGUAAAACACAACAAUGGUGUGGUUUCUGGAAGGUCUGUGCUUCCUGCCAACAUUUCUGGUUAUUUGGUCCUCCUGCACAUUUAUCCUGAAUUAUCUCAUUGCUCUUGGCCGUGGGGACGUGGAUGUGAUCUUCCCAUACAUCAGUGAUACGGGAGUGGCCCCUCCGGAGAGAUGCAUAUUUGGCCUCAUGGCAACAAUUUCAGCUCUUGCAGGGUUUGCCACCAUGUUUGCCAGAUAUAAAUUUGUGCAGAAGCUGAUUGAAGGAAGAGUUGCCAUGUCUCCGUGUCUGAACAAAGCUGCUUUCGUCUUGGCUACACUCUCUUGUAUAGGGAUGUGUUUUGUAGCAACAUUUCAGGAGACAGAGAUGAGAACUGUUCAUGAUAUUGGAGCUUCAUUGUUCUUCAUUUGCGGAAUGAUUUACAUCAUCCUACAGACCAUCAUCUCGUACAAGGUUCAUCCUUACGGAUCUUCAAAGCGCACGUGUCACGUCCGUGCCGUCUUUUCCUCGGUGGCUUUACUGACAGUGGUUAUAACUAUUAUUUCUGCCUCGUUUCUGAAGACCCAAUUUCACUGGACCCCAGAAGACCAGGGCUACAAGCUGCAUGUCGUGAGCGCUGCGAGUGAGUGGAUAGCUGCCUUCACUUUCGUCUUCUUCUUCUACACGUACAUCCAGGAGUUCAAGCAGUUCACCUUGCGAGUGGACGUCCAGUUACUGGAGUUUACAUGAGUCCGUUUCAAAGGUCGCUGCGAGUUUGUUUGCACAGCGGGAGGAGUUUUUUUUUAAUACAAGAAAUCAAACUUUCGAAUGAUUUUUACCAUAUCAAGUUUUUUAUUUUUGUACACUGUUUAUAGUAUUAUUUAAUCAAACAGGCAUGGAAUACUGAAUUGAACUCAUUCCAAUCAGUGAUCUGUAAUGAUACAAUGCACUUUAAUCCACGUUGCUGUAAUUUAUCCACUAUGAACACUGAUCCAGCAAUAAAAAGGAUGCAGUUACACAAUAA
Molecule: messenger RNA, 1194 nt
Organism: Tachysurus vachellii
Lineage: Eukaryota; Metazoa; Chordata; Actinopteri; Siluriformes; Bagridae
Gene: dram1
Product: DNA-damage regulated autophagy modulator 1
Exons: 7
Coding region: 207-920 (237 amino acids)
Biological process (GO): regulation of autophagy
Cellular component (GO): lysosome
Source: RefSeq, a predicted model, not a curated record